Molecule: messenger RNA, 3757 nt
Organism: Daucus carota subsp. sativus
Lineage: Eukaryota; Viridiplantae; Streptophyta; Magnoliopsida; Apiales; Apiaceae
Product: AP-2 complex subunit alpha-2
Exons: 27
Coding region: 282-3326 (1014 amino acids)
Biological process (GO): intracellular protein transport; clathrin-dependent endocytosis
Cellular component (GO): membrane coat; AP-2 adaptor complex
Molecular function (GO): clathrin-cargo adaptor activity
Source: RefSeq, a predicted model, not a curated record
AAAAGGGAAGAAAAGAGAAGUCGCGUUUGAAAGUAAUAGCCGACGGAAUUUUCCACAUUUUCUUCACUCCAUCCACCUAUUAUACCACUGUCUUCCUCAUUCAUACCUCCCUUUCUCUCUCUAUACGUACAUAAAUAUAUAUACCCACACACACAUAAUUUCUGUUGUUUUGAUCAUCUCGACGAUCGUUCACCGUUGGAUCGAGCAAGGAACGGCUAGGAUCUAGAGAGAGAGAGUAGCCGGGAGAGACACACAAGCUCUCGGCUGGAUCUGAGGCACAAAUGGCGUUAUCUGGAAUGCGAGGACUCUCCGUUUUCAUUAGCGACAUUCGUAAUUGUCCAAACAAAGAGCAGGAGCGUCUCCGUGUCGAUAAGGAGUUGGGACACAUCCGUACUCGCUUCAAAAAUGAGAAGGGUUUGACACCUUAUGAAAAGAAAAAAUAUGUUUGGAAAAUGCUUUACAUAUAUAUGCUGGGUUAUGACGUGGAUUUUGGUCAUAUGGAAGCCGUUUCAUUAAUAUCAGCUCCAAAGUAUCCAGAAAAGCAGGUCGGAUACAUUGUGACUUCAUCCUUGCUUAACGAGAAUCAUGAUUUCUUAAGAUUAGCCAUCAAUACUGUACGCAAUGACAUCAUUGGUCGCAAUGAAACCUUUCAGUGUCUUGCAUUGACGUUGGUUGGUAAUAUUGGCGGGCGAGAAUUUGCCGAGUCUCUGGCACCUGAUGUUCAAAAGUUACUUCUUUCUAGUAGUUGCAGACCACUUGUGAGAAAGAAGGCUGCCUUGUGUUUACUGCGUCUUUUUAGGAAAAAUCCUGAUGUUGUUAACGUUGACGGCUGGUCAGAUCGGAUGGCUCAGCUAUUAGAUGAACGCGACCUAGGUGUUUUGACAUCAUCUAUGAGCCUUUUUGUUGCUUUAGUGUCAAAGGAUUAUGAUUCAUAUUGGAGUUGUCUUCCUAAAUGUGUUAAAGUAUUGGAAAGGCUUGCUAGAAAUCAGGACAUUCCCCAAGAAUACACUUACUAUGGUAUCCCUUCUCCGUGGCUUCAGGUCAAAACAAUGAGAGCACUUCAAUAUUUUCCAACUGUUGAGGAUCCUAACACUAGAAGAUCGUUGUUUGAGGUUUUACAACGAGUUUUAAUGGGCACCGAUGUUGUGAAAAAUGUGAACAAGAACAAUGCAUCACAUGCUGUGCUAUUUGAAGCCCUUGCUCUGGUCAUGCACCUUGAUGCUGAAAAAGAAAUGAUGUCCCAGUGUGUUGCUUUACUUGGAAAGUUCAUAGCUGUGCGUGAGCCAAACAUUAGGUAUCUUGGUUUGGAAAAUAUGACUCGGAUGUUGAUGGUUACAGAUGUCCAGGAUAUUAUAAAACGACAUCAAGCCCAAAUUAUAACCUCUCUUAAGGAUCCUGACAUCAGUAUUAGGAGACGUGCUCUAGAUCUACUGUAUGGCAUGUGUGAUGUUUCUAAUGCGAAGGACAUAGUUGAAGAACUGUUACAGUAUCUUGCCACAGCAGACUUUGCAAUGCGUGAAGAAUUGUCGCUUAAGGCUGCUAUUCUUGCAGAGAAGUUUGCACCUGAUCUAUCAUGGUAUGUGGAUGUUAUUUUGCAAUUAAUUGAUAAAGCAGGAGACUUUGUCAGUGAUGAUAUUUGGUUUCGGGUUGUGCAGUUUGUAACAAACAACGAGGACCUGCAGCCUUAUGCAGCACUCAAAGCAAGGGAGUAUCUUGAUAAGCCUGCUAUACAUGAAACAAUGGUGAAGGUUAGUGCCUAUCUACUUGGAGAAUAUAGUCACCUUCUGGCUAGACGGCCUGGAUGUAGUCCAAAGGAAAUAUUUUCUAUGAUACAUGAUAAGCUUCCAACAGUUUCGACACCUACAAUACCUAUUCUGCUUUCAACAUAUGCAAAGAUAUUGAUGCAUUCGCAGCCACCGGACCCGGAAUUACAGAAUCAAAUUUGGGCAGUAUUCAGCAAAUAUGAGAGUUGUAUUGACGUUGAGAUACAGCAGCGGGCUGCAGAGUAUAUCGCAUUGAGUAGGAAAGGUGCAGCUUUAGUGGAUAUAUUAGCUGAAAUGCCGAAGUUUCCGGAGCGCAAGUCCUCGUUGAUUAAAAAAGCUGAAGAUACUGAAGCAGAUACUGCUGAGCAAAGUGCUAUCAAGUUACGGGCACAACAACAAACAUCCAAUGCUUUGACAGUAACCGAUCAACCCAUUGGCAAUGGAGUUCCACCUGAGGCCCAGCUAGGUCCUGUCAAAAUGCCUAGCAUGAGCAAUGAGGGUCACAGCACAGCAGACCAAGUAUUAACUCGGUCGAAUGGGAGUGCAACCAAUCUUCAAGCAUCUACACCUUCACCAGAUCUCCUUGGGGAUCUUUUGAGCCCACUGGCUAUUGAAGGCCCUCCUGCUCCUGCUUCUGUCGAAUCUGAACGAAAUCCGGUAUCUGGUACUCCGACUGCUGCAGAUGCUCUAGCUCUUGCACCUAUUGGAGGUCAGACUAAUACUAUCCAGCCAAUAGGUAAUAUUGCGGAAAGGUUUCAAGCUUUAUGCUUGAAAGAUAGCGGUGUCUUGUAUGAAGAUCCUUAUGUUCAGAUUGGCAUCAAAGCAGAGUGGCGAUCUCACCAGGGGCGACUAGUGAUUUUCUUGGGAAACAAGAAUACUGCUCCACUUGUUUCAGUUCAAGCAUUGAUUUUAGCUCCAUCCCACUUAAAGUUGGAGCUUUCAGAAGUACCUCAAACUAUUCCUCCACGGGCACAGGUGCAAUGUCCACUUGAAGUCGUCAACCUACGCCCAAGUAGGGAUGUAGCUGUACUUGAAUUCUCUUACAAGUUUGGAACGGAUAUGGUGAAUGUGAAACUUCGACUUCCUGCUGUCCUGAAUAAAUUUCUUCAGCCAAUCCCAGUUUCAGCGGAAGAGUUUUUCCCCCAAUGGAGAUCGCUCUCUGGUCCACCUUUGAAACUACAAGAAGUGGUCAGAGGUGUUAAACCAAUGCUUCUUAUGGAAAUGGCAAACUUACUGAACAGUUUUCGUCUGAUGGUUUGUCCAGGACUGGAUCCAAAUACAAAUAAUUUGGUUGCCAGCACAACAUACUAUUCAGAAAGCACAAGAGCUAUGCUAUGCUUGGUAAGAAUUGAGACAGAUCCUGCAGAUAGAACGCAACUGCGCAUGACAGUGGCCUCUGGUGACCCCGCACUUACAUACGAGUUGAAGGAAUUUAUCAAAGAACAAUUAAUUAGCAUCCCAUUAGCUUCCCAUGCACCUCAACCUCUUCCCCAACAAGCUCCUCCAUCAAAUCCACCAAUAGCUCAAUCAGAUCCUGGGGCCAUGCUAGCUGCUUUGCUUUGAUGUACAAGGAGAUUUUUUUAGAAUUUAUUCAUCACAUAUGUAGAAACGUGUUAUACAACAGGCCCAUCCAAUAUAUUCGUGGAGCUAAAAGCCGGGCAUGGAAUGAUACAACACAAGGGCUGGCGGGAUUAGAGGUGAUUAUGUGAUCGGCGUAGCAUUAGAUUUACUUUUCAGAGGGUUUGGAAUGAAGAAUUUGAUAGUGCGAGUCAAAAUUACAUCGUCUGUAGUAUUAUUCAUCUUAGUUUUACUCAUUUUUUUAAAUUUACAUAUAGCAGUGUUUCACUGAUUUUUUUUUUUUUUUUUUGUUGUAAUAUGUGCAUAAUAGGAAUGUGAGUGGUGAAGUAAAAUUGAUUGUAAGGGGAUGUGUUCUUUAAGGAACAUUUGUUUUUUUGGUGAAUUUAUAUAUCAGAAUAAGGGUGUUUUUUUUUUUU